Prunus armeniaca (apricot) is the source of this 288-nucleotide messenger RNA. Lineage: Eukaryota; Viridiplantae; Streptophyta; Magnoliopsida; Rosales; Rosaceae. The record is from the annotation of a GenBank genome assembly.
AUGAAGAUUUCUGGGGAAAUCUUACAACGUCACGGCCAGCUCCUCCAAAGCCAAGCUUGCCGAACCAAGACCUCAAGAUAUCUCCAAGAUUGCCUAACUCAACACUUGCCGAAGGCUUACCUCAAGCCCACCAUGGUUUCAGACCACCUCCUCCAAAACCAGCGUGGAUGCUCACAAAAACCCCUUCCCCGUGUCCGUGCCGAUCGGCAAGAAACCUUGCUGAACCUAGGAAUGACCCAAAACGGACCCGGAGCUGGCACAAGCUAUGUCUGCCGAACCCAGCUUUAG